AUGGUUCCUUUUAUUGAAUUCAUCGUCAGUGAUAAGAAGAGAAGUACAGUCUCUUUUAUCAAAAAGUUGUUGGAAGAUGAAAGAUUCUCGGUUACGGAGCACGGAAAAACUAUCAAAAGUAUCUCGCGGGAUGUAAGGCAAAAGACUGCCUUGCAACAUGCAGCGUGGAGGGUUGGAUUUGGAGAGCCGAUAACACUUGGAGAUAUUGCUCUUGAGAACGUCAGGGCAAUUCAGAACGACCGCAUUUAUAUAUGCCUCGUCGCUUUGAAGAUCCACGACGGCAUUCUUCGCUCUCCAAAUGAGAGAAGGUUUCUGCAGGAGGUGAACAAGGUUGAUCUUUCUCAUGAGAUUCGAAGGUACGCGGAAUUGACUAAGAUGAAGAGCCUGCGACAGAAUCUCUUGGGACGCCUAUGGGUGGGGCGCGGCCUUGUCUCUAUCAGCAGGGCUCCUGCAACGCAAGCGGUGCUUAAGCCUGCUGGUGGCUUUUCUCUCGCCUUAAGAAAGCGCCUUAAUCUAGUAUUAAGAAGGUCAGCUGCCGGAGUGCCAUAG
Ilyonectria robusta is the source of this 549-nucleotide messenger RNA. RefSeq lists its product as uncharacterized. Bases 1 to 549 code for a protein of 182 amino acids. NCBI's taxonomy places the organism in Eukaryota, Fungi, Ascomycota, Sordariomycetes, Hypocreales, Nectriaceae. The transcript is spliced from 2 exons. The record is from RefSeq and is a predicted model, not a curated record.